AAGGGCGAUGGAUUAUUCCAGUUGCCCAAACGAUGCCACAUUCGGGCCUGCUGUCCAUGGCUGCAACCAUAGAGACUUUGAUUUCACUCUAAAAUUUGAGGCAAUAUUCUUUUCAAUUCUUCCUGCUGCAGUUUUCAUCAUCCUCGCGCCUGCCCGCGUCAUCUGGUUAUUCGAAAAACCUGUCAUCGUGAAGGGUCGAGAUUUCCAGUUUUCUAAAGCUGCUUUCAUUGCCCUUUGCGUUGCAUUACGCUUCUCAUCUUUUAUGUUGAGUAUCAUCUGGCGUGGCGAGCAGGCUCCUCUGUUUAUAACAUCCGCCACACUAGAGGUGGUUGCCAUCUUGUUGGCCCUACCCUUGUCUUUUCUUGAACAUGCUCGUUCACCACGUCCGUCGAUGCUGCUGAGCGGCUACUUGAUUCUUUCACUAAUCUUUGACAUUGUGCGAACCCGUUCGUUCUGGCUAUUGGCUACGACGCGCACCGAGAGCGCCUUUGCCGCGGUUUUCACAGCCGCUGUCGGCGUGAAAGCUGUUGCAUUCCUGGCCGAGUCUCAAACGAAAACGAGAUGGAUUCAAUGGGAUGCCACUGCUCACAGUCCAGAAGAGACGACUGGAUUCUUUGGACUGGUAGUAUUCAGUUGGCUCUGGGACAUAUUCGCAAUUGGUCGCAAGAAAGUGUUGACUUUGGAUGAUCUAUUCCCUCUUGAUCAGCAUAUGGCGAGUGAUACUUUACGAAUGAAGCUUCAAGCUUCAAAAAAGGCCUCUCCAGGCCAUAGCCAUAAGCAUGGACUUGCCAAAGCUCUUGCCAAAUCCAUAUUGGGGUCUCUGCUGCUUCCGAUACCGCCGAGACUCGCCCUGUCAACCUUCAAAUUCUGUCAGCCCUUCCUCAUCAACUCACUGCUAUCGUAUCUGCUGAUACCAGCAUCUGAAAGACCGGUCAACUAUGGUUAUGGUUUGAUAGCGGCGACGCUUUUUGUUUACGGAGGCAUUGCUAUUUCAACAUCCAUUUACUAUUAUCUACGAGAGAGGGCUAUUUGGAAGGCUCGCGGAGCUCUAGCCAGUUCCAUCUACGAGCAGGCUCUACGAUCUAGACUCUCGGUAGUUGGUGACUCUUCUGUGCUUACACUAAUGAGCACGGAUAUCGAACGUACCCGGCCGGGCCUCACGUCUAUGCACGAAUUCUGGGCAAGCUUCCUCGAAACUGGAGUUGCUCUAUGGUUGUUAUAUAGGGAGCUUGGCGUUGCCUUUGUCGCACCCAUUGUUGUUGUUGGCGUUUGUGUUGUCUGUGUGGCCAUCGCGAGUGGUUUGAGCGGCCCCAGGCAAAAUCUUUGGAUGGAAAAAAUACAGGAAAGGGUUGGCGCUCUUUCUCAUGUCGUUGCGAAUGUGAAAACCUUAAAGGUUGCCGGCUUGGCGGAAUCAGCUGAAGCACUUAUCCAGCGUCUCCGUGAGACCGAGGUCGGCAUUGGCGGCAGUUGGCGAAUGAUUAUAGUCGCGUUUGUGAUAAUUGGCUUUGCUCCAUCCAUGCUAGGCCCGCUAUUCACCUUUGCCGUAACAUCACGAACUCUCGACACCACUCGAGUAUUCACUUCGCUGUCUUUUCUUGUUCUUCUCACAGAGCCACUAUCUCAGAUCUUCCAAUAUGUACCUUUCUUGAUGGCUUCUUUUACCUGCCUUACGCGCAUUCAGACUUUUCUGGAGGAAGAAUGCUGCGUAGACUUUCGUGAAGACGCUAGUCGGGCUCAACUUGAGGAUGAGUUAAACAAGAGCUCAAGCGAAGACAACGGCGCGUUAAUAAAAGUCAUUGACGGCAAUUUCGGCUGGGAGAAGGAGAAGCCUAUUCUAUCAAAACUUUCUUUCAGCAUUGCUGCCAAUUCUCUAACCAUCAUGAUUGGACCCACUGCUUGUGGCAAAUCGACUCUUCUCAAAGCUCUGUUAGGAGAGACGCCCAUCCAUGAUGGUCGUGUGCUGAUACAGCCUGCAGCUCGUCGCAUCGGCUACUGCGAUCAAACUCCUUUUCUAACCAAUGCCAGCGUCAGAGAUAAUAUCCUCGGAUAUUCUUCGUUUGACGAAGAUAGAUACAACGAAGUCCUGGAAGCGACGAUGCUGCUUCCAGAUCUUGCUCUGCUUCCACAGGGUGAUCUUACCAAGAUAGGGAGCAACGGUGUGAGCCUGAGUGGCGGCCAAAAGCAGAGGGUAUCAAUGGCCCGCGCAUUAUACGCAGACUCCAAGCUGUUCUUUUUUGACGAUACACUUAGUGGACUAGAUGCGGACACCGAAGAGCAGGUAUUUCAACGAGUCUUCGCCGCCAACGGUCUCAUUCGCCGUCGUAAUGCCACAACAAUCCUAUGUACUCAUGCAGUGCGUCAUUUGCCGUCUGCAGAUCACAUUAUCGCCCUGAGCCAGGAUGGCCUGAUUGUUGAACAGGGCACUUUUAAUGAUCUUGCUUUUCUUGGCGGCUACGUCCAAAGUCUGGAAGUCCAAGUUAGUGACAAAUCAUCUGAAAUUAUGCCUUCAGACUCUUCAUCUACUCUAUCCGCUAUGGAGAAGGGCGAAGAGCCCGUUGCCGCUACAGCUCGCACACCACCACCGGCAAUGUGGAGUGCAACAGAUGAGCAUAGUCGACAGACCAGAGAUUGGUCCGUCUAUAAACACUAUGCAGGAAGCAUGAAGCCAAUUACUUUGCUAUCGUUUGUAUUACUCGGAAUAGCCCUCGGCUUUUUCUUCAACUUUCCGCAGAUCUGGCUGAACUUUUGGUCCGCCGAUGUGGUGUCGGCUCACAGAGCUCACUCUCAGGCGUACUGGACUGGCAUCUAUUCUUUAUUUCUCAUCUUAUGCCUAGCCUCUAUAGGCGCGAUAUGUGCUAUUGUUUUCAUCUCCAUGACUGCGCAGUCCGGCACCACUUUACACCAUCAGACGCUACGUACGGUUAUUAGAGCUCCAUUACGAUUUUUCACAACUGUAGACGCUGGAAUUGUUACAAAUCUCUUCUCCCAGGAUAUUUCGCUUGUAGAUGUAGAGCUGCCCCAGGCGCUCCUCAAUGCCACAGCAGAGCUAUGCAUUUCCAUUGGCACGGCCGUUGUUGUGGCCACGGCCUCGCCGUAUAUCGCUAUCAGCUAUCCAUUCGUUGUUGCUCUCAUAUGGCUGAUCCAAAAAUUAUAUCUACCUACUUCUCGGCAGCUUCGAUUGCUAGAUCUUGAAACAAAAAGUCCACUGUAUACGCAAUUUACAGACACCAUCGCCGGAGUCGCAACGCUUCGUGCUUUUGGUUGGACCCAAGAAAGCCUCGAUUUCAACAUGGGCCUCUUAGACAAUUCGCAACGCCCGGCAUAUCUCCUAGCCAUGGUACAACACUGCCUGACCUUUAUUCUUUCGGCAGUCGUCACGGUGUUGGCCACAUUAGUCGUAGUUCUUGUCACUCAGGUCAAGGAGAUCACAGGUGCUGGGCUAGCUGGAGCCUCAAUGGUCAGCUUGAUGUCUCUUGGAGAUUAUGUGUCACACCUGAUACUCAUGUAUACUCUCUUGGAAAUAUCAAUCGGAGCUGUAAGCCGGUUGAAGUCUUUUCGUGAGACAGUGUUACCAGAGAGUUCUCCAGAGGAGGAUGCGAUGCUGCCACCGCUAUGGCCAUUAUAUGGAUCGCUAGAUAUCAAAGCUGUGUCGGCUUCUUACAGCAACGAAUCGGACUCCUCGCUAGCAGUAGAGGACGUAGACUCGAACUCAGAUACCACAGAUCUUGUUCUAAGAAAUAUUAGUAUAAGCGUCGCACCUGGUGAGAAGGUUGCUAUUUGCGGUCGCAGUGGAAGCGGUAAAUCCACUUUAUUACUCCUUCUGCUUCGUCUUCUGGAUCCCCUUCCAGCAUGCGCAGACGGCGUUACAAUCGACGAUGUAUCACUGAAUCGAGUCAGUCGCUCAAUUUUACGACAGCGUGUUAUUGCCGUGCCCCAGGAUUCCGUCUUCUUUCCAGACGGACACUCUUUCAAAACAAACCUCGAUCCAUACAAUAUGUCAACUGAUAGUGAUUGCACAGAAGUGCUUCAAUCAGUAGGCCUCUGGCAGGCUGUAGAAGAUAAUGGUGGCUUAAAUGGCCACUUAUCCACUAGUAUGCUCUCUCAUGGCCAGAGACAGUUGUUUGGCUUCGCCCGUGCGAUCCUACGACGACGUGUACGCAGUAGGACUGCUCGUACUGAAAUCGCAGGAUCAGACGAAUAUUUACGCAGCUCCUUUGAGAAGGGAGGCGACAUCGGUGGCCUGCUACUCUUGGAUGAGGUAGGGUCGUCUGUGGAUAAGGAUACCGAUCGCACAAUACAAAGACUUAUCAGGGAUGAAUUUGCUCGAUACACCACGAUCGCAAUAUCUCAUCGGCUUGAUGCUAUAAUGGAUUUUGAUCGUGUUAUUGUGAUGGAUAAGGGGCGUAUUGUUGAGUCUGGCCGCCCUCAAGAGCUGGUAGAACGGGAAGAGGGCGCUUUUAAAAGCCUAUGGACCGCCGGAGGUCGAUAGCUAUGAUUAAUAUUGAAGAUGGGGCUCUAAGAGCUGCUGCGAUACCAUAAUUACACGAAGAAGAGGCAUUCGUACUUCUGAAUCGCCAUAAUGAAUUUAC
Trichoderma asperellum CBS 433.97 is the source of this 4589-nucleotide messenger RNA. RefSeq lists its product as uncharacterized. Gene Ontology annotation, cellular component: membrane. Gene Ontology annotation, biological process: transmembrane transport. Gene Ontology annotation, molecular function: ATP hydrolysis activity; ABC-type transporter activity; ATP binding. The record is from RefSeq and is a predicted model, not a curated record. NCBI's taxonomy places the organism in Eukaryota, Fungi, Ascomycota, Sordariomycetes, Hypocreales, Hypocreaceae.